Malaya genurostris is the source of this 589-nucleotide messenger RNA. RefSeq names its product ATP synthase-coupling factor 6, mitochondrial (gene ATPsynCF6). Gene Ontology annotation, molecular function: proton transmembrane transporter activity. The transcript is spliced from 3 exons. Gene Ontology annotation, biological process: proton motive force-driven ATP synthesis. The coding region runs from base 201 to 521 and encodes 106 amino acids. The record is from RefSeq and is a predicted model, not a curated record. Lineage: Eukaryota; Metazoa; Arthropoda; Insecta; Diptera; Culicidae.
CAGGUCUAAUUGAUGUGCGAACUUUUCACCAGACGAACACGGUCGCUUCUAUUCGGUUGCGAAUAAGUUUUAUAUCAAUCAAUUUCUGCCAAGGUAGGUACUUGAAUCUUCAAUAUUGGACUGUAAAUUUCCUCAAAUACGUAGUAGGGCUAUACAGUAGAUCAUUCGGCAGCAACAGUCACCCGGAACGAACCGUCCAAAUGCUGACGAACCAGAUCCAGCAGGCAGCCCGUAUUCUGGGUGCCCAAGCUCGUCGUAACUAUGGAGUGACGGCCGUCAUCAUGUCCAAAGCUACCGAUCCCAUCCAGCAGCUCUUUGUCAACAAACUGCGCGAAUAUGCCAGCAAGAGCCAAAGCGCCGGUGGCAAACUAGUCGACGCAUCGCCGCAGAUUGAACGCGAACUGAAGCAGGAACUGGAGAAACUGGCCAAGCAGUACGCUAUUACCGAUGGUGACGUUACGGCUUUUCCCUCGUUCAAAUUUGAGGAACCGAAGCUAGGUCCGAUCAACUCUAGUAACUAAACUCGUUAAAUCGUCAACAGUGCAAAUAAAAUCUUUUCGCGUAAUAAUAAAGCUCUAACACAGUUCAA